This is a messenger RNA of Macadamia integrifolia, 2246 nucleotides long. RefSeq names its product heterogeneous nuclear ribonucleoprotein Q. The coding region runs from base 477 to 1961 and encodes 494 amino acids. NCBI's taxonomy places the organism in Eukaryota, Viridiplantae, Streptophyta, Magnoliopsida, Proteales, Proteaceae. The record is from RefSeq and is a predicted model, not a curated record. Gene Ontology annotation, molecular function: mRNA binding. The transcript has 9 exons. Gene Ontology annotation, cellular component: nucleus.
GACGCCCGACUUCGAAACCCUAACUUGUUUCUAGGGUUUGCUUUGUUACAGAAAGGGUCUUUUACCUUCCUAAGAUAUUUUCCUCGAAGCUUUGCCCUUCCGAAUCAAAUCCUGCAAGCAUUGCUCUGAAUUUGUUUGGCAGUUGCCUGGUAUCUAAAUUUCGAGAUAUUCAUUUCUUAUUUUUUUUGCACCUGUUGAGCAUUAUCAUCCUCUUGAUUAUCAUUCAGACAUCUCUUGCCUAUCUCUAUUAGUGCUCUUACUACUGUUAUCACCCCUUUACUAGAAAUCUUUCACUGAAAUUCCUUGGAUCCAUUUCUCAUGGCAUGGGUAAAAUUGAGUUUCUUACUCUGCUACUCCUUUUGGCCUUUCGUUUUGUUUCCACCUAUCCAUAUUUGUAUACUUCCUUUUGCAAAUGCUUCUGCCUUCCUUGCUUCCUUCACAGUUGUCUUGCAAACCUAUCUAGUUAGAUACAUAAGAUGCCAAGGGCGAAAGCAAAUGCUGCAGCAACUCAAAGGCCAGUUGAAGCCGAAAAGCCAGAUGAACAUGAAGAACGAGUAGAUCUUGAUGGAGAUAAUGAUACUGAGGAGGCAAUGGAGGAGGAGGUUGAGUACGAAGAGGUAGAGGAAGAAGAAGAAGAAGUGGAAGAGGUAGAAGAGGAAGAAGAGGAAGAAGAAGAAGAGGAGGAGGAGGAGGAAGAAGAGGAGGAAGAGGCUACCGUUGCUAAUGGAUCUGAUGCACGGGCAAGCUCCAGUGGUGAUGAGGAGAUGAAAACUACCAAGGCCUUGGAUGAGGAUGAAAUAAAAAAACAUGCUGAACUUCUUGCUCUUCCUCCUCAUGGCUCUGAAGUGUAUAUUGGUAGUAUUCCUCAUGAUGCGACCGAGGAGGAUUUGAGGAGCUUUUUUGAGCCCAUUGGAGAAGUCACUGAGGUUAGGCUAAUGAAAGAUAAAGAUUCAGGGGAGAAUAAGGGCUAUGCUUUUGUGACCUUCAGAACCAAAGAAUUGGCUUCCAACGCCAUUGAGGAGCUGAAUAACAAAGAAUUGAAGGGAAGGAAGAUAAAGUGUUCAACGUCUCAAGCAAAGCAUCGCCUAUUCAUUGGUAAUGUUCCUAAAAGCUGGAUGGAGGAGGAUCUUAGAAAGAUAGUGACAGAGAUCGGUCCUGGAAUUAAUUCGGUGGAGCUGCUGAAGGAUCCACAGAACUCCAGCCGUAACCGUGGCUUUGCUUUCAUUGAAUAUUAUAACCAUGCUUGUGCUGAAUAUUCAAGGCAGAAGAUGUCAAACUCAAAAUUUAAGCUAGAUAGUAAUGUUCCAACUGUGAGUUGGGCUGACCCUAAGAAUGAGUCUGCUUCUUCUUCACAGGUGAAGGCAGUAUAUGUGAAGAAUUUGCCAAAGAACAUAACACAGGAUAAGCUAAGGGAACUAUUCGAAUACCAUGGAGAGAUUACAAAAGUAGUGCUGCCACCUGCAAAGUCUGGACAGGAAAAGAGCAGAUUUGGUUUUGUUCAUUUUGCUGAGAGGUCAAGUGCCAUGAAGGCACUGAACAACACAGAGAAAUAUGAAAUAGAUGGACAAGUGCUGGAGUGUUCUCUUGCAAAACCACAAUCAGAUCGAAAGGCUGAUGGAGGAGUGAAUUCACAAAAAGCAGCUUUGCUUCCAACCUAUCCACCUCGUGUUGGUUAUGGUUUGGUUGGGGGUCCCUAUGGUGCGCUUGGUGCUGGGUAUGGUACUGCAGGAUUUGCACAGCCUUUGAUUUAUGGCAGGGGACCUACUCCUGCUGGCAUGGCGAUGAUGCCAAUGCUUUUGCCUGAUGGACGGAUUGGAUAUGUCCUGCAACAGCCUGGAGCACAGCCGCACACCCCACCUGCUCAGCAGCAGAGAAACAGUGGCAGGAGUGGUGGAAGCUCAAGUGGUGGGAAGCAGAGUAGUGGUGAUGGUGGCCGUGGGCGUAGAUAUCGGCCGUAUUGAUUUGAUACGAUGGGGGCUGUCUGGAAGGGUUGAGGAGUUUUUAUUCCAAUCGUAGGAUGCAGCAACAGCUAUGUUGGCAGGUGGUGGGGGUGGGGGAAUGGGUUUUUUCUGGGUUGCUAGUGCCAUUAGUGUAGGGGCACUGAACCAUAAGAUUGAAUCUAACAAACCUGAUCCAUGUAGUACAUUUUGUGAGCUCGAUUAUUACUUGCACCCCCAUGAGGCCAAGUCAUUAGCUGCUACAGCUUGUUAUUUUUAUUGUUAAUUCAUUUUUGUGUUGAUACUGCC